GGAUGACUUGGUCACCCCUUGAGCAAAUAGCUUACGGGUUUUGUAUUUUUCCAUUCAAUCCAGCUGAUGGGGAUCAGAAAAGUAACCCUCAUCAAAUACAGUUGGAGACUGGUGAUGAAAUUUACGCUUUCGAACAAAUACGUGAACCUGGACAACCUAUUUGGUACCGAGGAUACGUAGUUUCUACUUCUAGAUAUCCACUCUCAACUCAAACUUCGUCUAAUAUAUCGCAAAAUCCGACUACAAUUGAAGAACCUCAAGUCUCUAUUGGUAUCUUCCCUUCAACUCAUGUUAGAAUACGACAAAUGCUACCUGAUGCUGAGGGUAGAUUAGCUUCUACCUACGUAUCCUUCCAAUCAACCGCCAAACAAUUCCCUCAAAGAGCAGCCGCUGCGGCUAUCUCACGUACACCUUCUUUCGGUAAAAUGGAGACACUUGAAGAAGAAGAAGAAGAAGAGGAGGAUUUAGAUAAGGCUACUUCACAUUUAGAUUUUAAUGACUAUACCCAAUAUGAUCAUAAGCUGAACAAACCCGAGAAAAAAGUACCUGAUAAUAGGCCUCCACCUCCAUUACCUUCACUAAAAUGCGGUGAUGAAACCAGCUUUGGUCAUGAUGAACCCCUCAUUGACGAAAUUGCGUGUGCUUUGAGGGAAUAUUUCACAGCUUUACAUGCUUCAUUAACUAGAGGCAAUUAUUCACUCUUUGAAAAGAUCAAGAACAACAUUAACGCACUCAAUUAUGCAAGGAUGCAAUUGUUACAACAAUCUUCUACUCAAUCUGAUAAUCAAGAAGAUUUAAAUGACCUCAGAGCUAGAGCCGUUGAAAGAUUAGUUAAAGCAAACGUCGAUUUAGGCUUAGAUGUUAUCGUAAGGCAUCCAACUACAGGAGCACUGGCAAAUAUCUCAAACGAUGGUAAUGAUGUAGAUAAAAAGGCAUGGAUUUCAAGUAUAAGAAUGUAUGCUCAACAAGUCGAAUUAGCUUACAUUAAUUCACCUGUUGUUCAUUCUGGUGCACCGAUAUCUCAACCUUCAUUAAAACCUUUACAUCAAUCAAGAUCUAUAUCCAAAUUAACAGAACCUCUUUCAAUUAAUCGUAAUCAAAGGUUUUCGACUAUUAAUCAACAAGGAAAUACCUCUUCGAGUGCAAGUGAUUGCAAUGAUUUUUAUCACGUCUAUUUCAACCUUAGAUCUUUUAAUGCAAGUCCGUGUUACGUUGGCGAAACUGUCGAAUUGUUCUUCGCAUUAUAUUCUGCGAACCAGGGAAGGUUCUUAACAGAAGAUCAUGUCGUCGUUCUCGACCACAACGGUUUACCUAUAUACCGUAAUGGGGAAUCUGUAUGUACUUUAUUCAAAGAUUUGUCUAAAGUAGACGUCAGCGAUAAUUUAUUUCUAGUCUGCAAGAUUAUAAGAAAUGGUUUAUUGAAAUCACCACUCAAUUUUGACGAUUCAGCCUCAGCUUCAUCAAAAAAGUUUUUAAGAAGACCAUUUGGCUGCGCCGUACUCAAUUUAGGUCAAUUAUCAACAAAGUCUAAUAAGGAUAUGAAUGAAGCGGUACAAUAUUCAAUGCCUAUCUAUGUACCAUCUUCAAAUUCCGGCGUGGCAGGUGAAAAUCUUUUCGCAAAUUUACAUCAAGAUAUUAUAACCAAUAACGUCAAAGUAUUUGAUACCUCGACAAGGGCAACAGAUAUUUCGGUAACAGUUAAAUCAUUCCAUGGCGCAUUCAACCAAAUGUUACGCGAUCAUUCCGGUGUUUUAAACAAUGUUUUUCCGACUGCAAGAUUAGGUUUCAGUGAUGCCGUAUUUCCAGCGGAUAUACGAAACGAUCUUUACUGUAAACUGUGGUCGGGUGAUUUCACUUCGACCUUGACUAAUCCAACAUCGAGGUUAAGUUUGCUUUCAAACAAUAACUCAAACACUUGGAAAAACAUUCAAGUCACGGUUGAAGCUAGACGAAAAGAUGGUAGUAGAAUUGAGGAUUGUUUUACUGGUGGUACUGGUGACAAAUUACAAUCAGUUUGGGAUUUCACAGUCUUUGCUAAUAAUUCGCAACCAACCUGGGGUGAAAUGAUCAAAUUAACUAAUGUAUCAGCUCAAGAAUUUUUGGACGUUCAUUUGUAUUUCACAGUAAGAAAUAAGUCGAGCAGAGAAAGGGAAAAUUCCAACAUCAAUAAGGAGAAGCUGAAAGAAGAUAAAGAUGAAAAUGUAACGGAACCACCGUUUGCUUGGGGUUAUUUACCCAUUUUCAAUGAAGGUCAGGCCUUUCUACCUGAUGCGUCACAUACUUUGCAGUUAUUUAAAUGCGUUGGAGACCCACCAACAACUGCGUUUUACUUGAACAAUUCAACGCCUACAGUUACGCCAGGAAGCAAGAAAGAGAGGAUAUUCUCUGGAGGCUCAUUACAAGGUAAUACUGGCACUGGUACCGCUACCCUUGGAAGUCCAGAUAACACAAUGGGUGUCGGUAGUCCAAGUUCACCUAUGGAAAAUUCUAGAUUAAGACCACUUCGUGACACAAUUUCAAUACGUACUUUCCUUUGCUCAACAUUAUUCACUCAGAAUCCUGUUUUAUUAAAAUUAUUAAGCUGGGAACGUGAAAGAUCAUAUCAAAUUCAAUCUCCAACAGAAAUCGAAAAUGUUUUAUCUCAAUUACCUUUCGUUGGUGAACCGGAAAUCGUUAAAUUCCUUGCCGAAACGUUUGAUGCCAUCUUUGGUAUAAUGGCCUCAUCUAUUAAUGAAGGUGAUAAAUUUGAUCAUUUAUUAUUUAACGCCUUGGUUAAGGUUCUAGCAAUAAUACAAGAUAGAAGGUUCAACCAGUUUGGUACAGUAUUAGAUGUUUACAUCAAUGAAAACUUCAUCUGUGGACCAGCUUCGUCGCAUUUAAUGAGAUCAUUACAAAGACUAUUAGCUAAACCAAGUGAUCCAUCAACCGCUCAACAGUUACAUGCAGCCUUAAAAGUUUUACCUUUCUUAGUUAGAUUCAUCGUGAGAUCUAGAGAACUUCAAAGGGAAAAGAGUGCAGGUUUAGACGUAACUUCCGGUCACCUUGAAGACACAUUUAAGAAAGAGUUAACGAAUGUGCUUGGUGGUUUAAUCAAACUAAUGGAGAUGUCUAGUCCAAGUUCAAUAAUUGGUACACAAACAUUAGCCUUAAGACAUUUUGCUGGCUGCUUGCCUGAUUUAGAGAGAAUAUACCCAUCUGAAGAAUUAGUUGAGCAUGUUAUGGCUUUUGCAGAAGCCUGUAGAGCUACUAAAGGAAAGCUGGUAGUUUACAUUUUACUAAAUUACUUGCAUAUAGCAAGAAGUGGAUUAUUUGAUAAACCAGGUACAAGAACAAUACUCGUACCGACUCUCAUUAGAUUAGUCAAGCCACAUUUAGGACCAUACGAUGAGUAUCAACAUGUUAAACAAAAAGAUCCUCAACAUGUCAAAGAUUCUGCUAGGAUUGCUUGGAUUGAGUGCCUCAGGUUAUCAGUCACAAUUUUAGCUACAAUGUUGGAUAAAUUACAUACAGCCAUAGUUGAUCCCGCAAUUAGUGCAAGCAGAACACUUAGUAGACAAGAACAAGAUAAUGUUGAAGAUAUAAUGAGUUUGUUACCUAGAUUACUUGAAUCUUAUCACGAAUUGAACUCUGAUGCAUCUUAUGAAGCAAUUAACAAGCAUAAUUCGCCUUCAACAACAGUUGCAUCUAUACCAACAGUCUUCCCUGCUACUUAUCCUUUCAGUUUAUUAUCAGAGUUACCAUCAUCCUUGAAUUCAAAUAGUGGUAAAUCAUCAAUUUCAUUGGCUCGUAAUAACCAUUUUAACUGCGGUCUGGGAGAAAUCGCUUCUGUUAUUCUAGUCAUUAUCCAAUUAUUACCUCAAAAGCGUAUACUUGAUUUCAUACAAGAACAUUCAGAAAUUGAAGGUGAAAAGAAUUUAACAAGAUUUUUAACAAAUAUAUUUAGCUUUUCUAUUGGCGUUUUAGAUCAUAAGGAUAGUGGUAUAGACGAAAAAUUAAUUCCAUGCCCAUAUCCUCCAAGUUGGUUAAACAUUUCAAUUUUUGCUCACCGUAUGGUACUCAAACUCGCUGAAUCAGUCUCAGUUGUCAUGGAGAAACAAUUUGUGCCUUCAAUAGAUUUCGCAAAUGAAUUCAAUAGAAAUCUUUGGAGGGUUUGUUUCGAAAUGUAUAUUAGGUUGUUAGCAUCGAAUCAACUAAUUAUCGAGGAACAUACUCCACAGAAACGCAGAGCUGUUUGGAAAUUGGCGGGCGAUUUACGAGGUGAAGGUGCACAGACAUUCACUAAGCUUUGGAAUGCUAUCGGUUGGCCAGAUAGCUCAACUGGAUUGACUAGAUAUGGUGGUUUUCAAAUUCAAUUCCCAGAUUUAGUUGCUGAUUUGUUGGAGUUAUGCUUAUCGCAUCAUGAUGAGCUUAGAAACCAUGCAGUUGGAAUCUUACAUUCUAUGAUUAUCUCAGAGCAUCAUUUAAAUGGCCAGUUUAGGGCAAUCGAAGCUGAAAUUAUUGAUAAAUUAGAUAAACUUUUUAUGGAUGGUACAAAGGGCGACGAAAUCUCAAGAGCUUUCUUCGUUAGUGAAUUAAGGUCGCUAUUCAACACGUCAACAACAGAUGAAACCCUCAAAAAAGAUGUGUCUAGAUUUCUAGAUUCAGUUGACUACUUUCUUGAAUUACUCUUAUCAAUAAGGCAUCUACCUGAUAGUCAAGAGUUUGAAGAUGAUCGAUUGGAAGCCACACUCAAGUUGAUGACAUUUAUUAAAAGUCUUAGAGAGGAAAUAUAUGUUAAAUACUUGCAUGCUCUGGUCCAUAUGCAUCUAAGAUCACAUUCAUACGCCGAAGCCGGUAUGACAAUCAAGCUGCAUGCAGAUAUGUAUCAAUGGGAUUCUUCAGCGAUGCUGGAAGCUUUGCCUGAUCUGAGCUUACCAAAACAAUCUCACUUUCAAAGGAGAGAAACUCUUUUGGCUCAUUGCAUGGAGUAUUUAGCUGCCGGGAAAGCUUUUGAAAUUGCAAUUGACAUUUGCAAAGAUCUUACAUAUCAAUAUGAAUUUAAAACUUACGAAUACCACAAGUUAGCUGAUAUUUUGACGUACCAGGCUUCUCUCGUUGACGCAAUUAUGAAAUGUGAUAGAGAAUUCCCAGAGUAUUUCAUUGUUGGUUAUUACGGUGGAUUCCCACCUGCUCUUAAGAACAAGCAAUUUGUAUAUCGUGGGUUGGAAUUCGAGCAACUUGAAACCUUCAGCAGUAGGAUGCAAGAGAAACAUCCAAGUGCUAAGAUUCUCAGUGCUGGUCACUUUGUUUCUCAAGAUGUGGUAGAUGAUAGUGAGCAGUAUUUGUUCAUUACAUCAGUAUCACCUGAAGUUGACAAAACCUCACCCAUUAUUCAAAAUCCUCACGUUCCAGAACCAAUUCGUAAAUACUAUGAAAACACGACUGAUCUUUUCAGCUAUACACAACCACUUGACAAAGAUUCUAAUUCCAGUCGUGAAGGUAUUGAGGGUGAAUGGAUGGAAAAGACUCUCCUACAAUGUGAAAACCAAUUCCCUUCAGUAUUAAGAAGAUCCGAAAUAAUUGAGAGUAGAACUGUAGAGGUCUCUCCUAUAGAAUUAGCGUUAGAAGAAGUUGAAAUGAUGCGUCAAGAAAUGGGUGUUGUUAAUUCAAAGUUCGAAGUGCAAGUAGAUAAUCGUCACAAUAAGAAGAACCAAGGGAAGCAAAAUUUAAGGGUCGAGUCUUUAUCAAUGGUAUUAAAUAAUGCUUGCGACAUCCCUGUAGACGCUGGUAUUAAUUUCUACAGAUCUGCGUAUUUGAAUAAAAAGGAGGAUAACCCUUCCAGUCAAAGACUUGAAAAGAGUUUAAUAAAUCUUGCUUUAACGAUACGACGAGGAUUGGAUUUACACAAAGUGAUGUGCACCUCAGAAAUGGCACGUUUCCAUAUGACGUUGGAGAAACUGUUUAUGAAGAACUAUUCGAAGGAGAUUGCUUUAUUUCCAAAUGAGAUUAGCGACUUCAAUACUGAAUUUUCCAGAUCGAGUUCAUUCAAAUCCUUUAGCGACAAACAGAAGAGAAUAAGAAAUACGUCAACCAUUACCAGCAGUAGUUCAAUUCAUACGUCUAAAAGUAACAAAGCUUCACUUUCAUUACCAAAAUUAUCAAGCUUUAAACCAUCAAAACAGCGCAGCUCAACUACUGUAGAUCUAGAAUACAAUCCUGCAACUCCUAAAUCACCUACGUCUUCAGUUAAAUCUUGGACACCAAAACUACAUAGAUCUAGAAGUAAAACUGAUGAACCACCUCGAUUGAGUUUGGGAAAAUUCGAUGAGGAAGGUUUCAGUCGUCUAUUUGCUAGGAAAUAAGUUCUUAUCUGUAUUCAC
Wallemia mellicola CBS 633.66 is the source of this 6359-nucleotide messenger RNA. RefSeq lists its product as hypothetical. Gene Ontology annotation, biological process: small GTPase-mediated signal transduction. Gene Ontology annotation, cellular component: cytoplasm; plasma membrane. The transcript has 12 exons. The annotation marks the transcript as partial. The record is from RefSeq and is a predicted model, not a curated record. Gene Ontology annotation, molecular function: guanyl-nucleotide exchange factor activity; small GTPase binding. NCBI's taxonomy places the organism in Eukaryota, Fungi, Basidiomycota, Wallemiomycetes, Wallemiales, Wallemiaceae.